UUGUGUUGUGUAAUCUGUGUGUUCACAUUGGAGGUCAAACCUGUAAUCAUAAACUUGAGAAGGAAGAACGAAGAAGAACCCUCUCCACAAUUCUUAUUUCUCCGUCCACAAUCUUCUUUCCUCCGAAUUUCUCUCCUCUCACCCACCCAUCGAUUCAAUUUUCUACUACUUUUUCAGCUGUAUAAAGAUUUUGUUCGGUUCUGUUCUUCCCAAUGAAUGAUUCCGCCAACGGAAGCGCCGGGAAGAGGAAUAGGCAGGAGGAAGCCGAUGAAGACGACGAUUCAAUGGGGGAAAAUGGUCCAGGCAAGGUUUUGAAGGGCUUGGUUACUUCUCUGUUGCUGUUGGAUGAGCAGGAGAAGUGUGAGCAGGAAGAACAUGACAGGGCUUCCAUGGAGGACAAGCUUUCUCUGGAGGUGAAUCACCGGAAGAAGACCAAGGCCAUGGUCGAUUUCUACUCCGAAGUUCAGGAUUACUAUUCGGAAGUCGAGGAAUCGGACCGGAUGAAGCGGAAGAAAUCGCGAUUGGCAGCGGACUCUGUCGCGGUUGCUGCCGCCUCCGAUGGAUUGCAGAAGAUCGAGAGCGAUAAAUCAGCCAAACGCGGCGGCGAUGGCGGCGGCGGGAGCGGGAGCGGUGGGCACCACCGGAGACUGUGGGUGAAAGAUAGGUCAAAAGCGUGGUGGGACGAAUGUAACAGUCCGGAUUACCCCGACGAGGAAUUCAAGAAGCAAUUCAGGAUGGGGAGGGCAACUUUCGAUAUGAUUUGCGAGGAGCUUAAUUCCGCCAUAGCCAAAGAGGACACCACGCUUCGAACCGCGAUUCCCGUCCGGCAAAGAGUCGCCGUUUGCCUCUGGAGAUUGGCCACCGGCGAUCCCCUCCGAGUCGUCUCCAAGAAAUUCGGAUUAGGUAUUUCCACCUGCCAUAAACUGGUUCUCGAGGUCUGCACCGCCAUAAGAACAGUACUAAUGCCGAAGCACCUCCAAUGGCCAGAAGAAGAAACCCUAAGAAGAAUCAAAGAAGAAUACGAAUCCAUCUCCGGAAUCCCCAACGUCGUCGGCUCAAUGUACACCACACACAUUCCGAUCAUCGCCCCCAAAAUCAGCGUCGCAGCGUAUUUCAACAAGCGCCACACAGAGAGAAAUCAGAAGACAUCGUAUUCAAUCACAGUCCAAGGCGUCGUCGAUCCGAGAGGCGUCUUCACCGAUGUCUGUAUCGGAUGGCCGGGAUCAAUGCCGGACGAUCAAGUUCUGGAGAAAUCGGCUCUGUUCCAGAGAGCAAACGGGGGGUUAUUGAAGGGGGUGUGGAUCGUCGGGGGCUCGAGUUAUCCAUUGUUGGACUGGGUUCUGGUUCCAUACACGCAGCAGCAUCUCACUUGGACUCAGCACGCCUUCAACGAGAAGAUUGGGGAGAUUCAGAAGGUUGCUAAAGAUGCCUUUGCGCGGCUGAAAGGGCGGUGGCGCUGCCUGCAGAAGCGGACGGAGGUGAAGCUUCAGGACCUGCCGGUGGUGCUCGGAGCUUGCUGUGUUCUACACAACAUUUGUGAACUGAAUAACGAAGAAAUUGACAGAGAACUAUCCACAGAGCUUCAAGAUGAUGAAAUGGCUCCAGAAGUUGCUCUCAGAUCGGUGACCUCCAUGAAAGCUAGAGAUGCCAUUGCUCAUAAUCUGCUGCACCAUGGACUUGCAGGCACUGCAUUUCUAUAGUAAAGCAAGUAAGAAACCCAGAUUCUUUUUUUAGGGUAUGUGUUUGUUUCACAAGUUUUGGUCUGAAGUGGGUUCCCCUUAUUCUCCUUCUUCUCCUUCUUCUUUUCUCUUUUGGGGGGGCCUAAAUUAUUUUUUCAUAAGUUCUUGUUAUGAAAUUGAACUCACACAGAAAAAUUUGUAGUUUAGGAUCAUAUACUGAUUAUUAUCAAACAUGACACAAAUGAUUUUAAAUGAAAUGUUCAAUUCUUUCAAA
This is a messenger RNA of Momordica charantia (bitter melon), 1953 nucleotides long. Its product is annotated as nuclease. Lineage: Eukaryota; Viridiplantae; Streptophyta; Magnoliopsida; Cucurbitales; Cucurbitaceae. The record is from RefSeq and is a predicted model, not a curated record.